AUGGAUUUCAGCGCCGCCGGAGUCGUUAUAGAAACUAUCUACAUAGUCAUAUACAUCGUAUAUGCCCCUGCACCUGUUCGGCAGCCAUAUGACAUGCUGAUUAUAUCCAUAAAUGCCGCUGGAGCCGUUAUAGAGACUAUUUACAUAGUCAUCUAUAUUAUAUAUGCCCCCGCACCUGCUCGGCGAUUCACGAUCAUAUUGCUCAUCGCAAUGAUCGUUGGAUUAUUUGCACCGAUCUUCUUAGCUAUACAAUUUUUUGUAGCUAAGAAGAAUCAUGUCACCGUACUCGGAUGGAUCUGUACAUCCGUUUCGAUUGCUGUUUUCGCGGCACCUCUUAGCGCCGUGAUACAUGUAGUUCGUACGAGGAGAGUGGAAAUAUUUUUUUUGACACAUUUAUUUAUUUAUUUAUUUAUUAAUUCUUUAAUCACAGCCCUUCUCUCAUUUUCCUGCUCAUCACAAUUCAUCUUGCCAAUUCAAAAAGAUCCAUUAACCAAACUUUUCUACACUUCACUUAGCAUAGGAACACCUCAACACAAUUUCAAUCUAGUCAUUGAUCUUGGAGGACCAAUCUUAUGGUAUGAUUGCAACAAAACCUACAACUCAUCAACCUACACUCCCCUCUCUUGUGACUCCAAACUCUGUCCUAAUGAUGCUGGAUGCACUAGCUGUGAUGGCCCUUUGAAACCAGGUUGCACAAACAAUACAUGUGGUGCUAACAUAAUCAAUACAUUAGCAAAUUCUAUAUUUUCAGGUGACACUGGCAAUGAUGUUAUGUUCAUAUCACAUUCAAAAAUCUCAGGCCUAUUUUCUGGAUGCACUAAUUUAGAUGCAUUUUCUGAUAAUGAACCUCUUAAAGGCUUACCAAAAACUAGUAAAGGUAGACACUUUUCCUUUAUACUCUGGGGAACUAGCACCGGGAUCUUCAAUCACAGCCAAAUUCUAGAUUUGCAGCGAGUGCAUGCACGCACGCACGCACGCACGCGCACGCACACUUUCCUUUAUGUUAUCAAUGACACGAACCUAGAACUGAAAGGAACGUUGGAAAGGGCGAAACUGAGCGGAGAUCAACAGUAUAACAGCGUAACAGUAGAGAGAGAGAGGUAAGCUUCAUUGUUAGUAAGCUUGAAAAUUCA
This is a messenger RNA of Trifolium pratense (red clover), 1133 nucleotides long. RefSeq lists its product as uncharacterized. The record is from RefSeq and is a predicted model, not a curated record. Lineage: Eukaryota; Viridiplantae; Streptophyta; Magnoliopsida; Fabales; Fabaceae. Gene Ontology annotation, cellular component: membrane. Gene Ontology annotation, molecular function: sugar transmembrane transporter activity. The coding region runs from base 1 to 1104 and encodes 367 amino acids. Gene Ontology annotation, biological process: carbohydrate transport. The transcript has 6 exons.